AUGUCGACAAGUAAUCAGCAAGAAACUGGUCCUUCUUAUGUCGGGAAAAUUGCAGGUAGUAAAGUAGAUCAUCCAUACGAACGGGUGAGAUGGACAGAUGAUAUGGUGAAGCUUCUGAUAACUGCAAUGUCUUACGUAGCAGAGUACGAUGCAUUGAAUUCUGAUCAUUCUGAAGCUAAAAUUGAAAGGUUUUUAAUCCCAAAGACAGGGAAAUGGAGGGCUAUUUCAAAUGUUAUGCUCGAAAGAGGUUAUCGGGUAUCGCCCCAUCAAUGCGAGGACAAGUUCAAUGAUUUGAACAAGAAGUACAAGAGAUUGAAUGUAUUGCUUGGCAGAGGCACAGCUUGUCAGGUUGUAGAGAAUCCGGAGCUCAUUGGAUCGGUGGAUUUGUCUGAUAAAGAACUGCUUGAAGUGGUGAAGAUUUUAAGCUGUAAACAGCUGUUCUAUCGCGAAAUGUGCUCGUUUAAUAAUCGCAAUCGUGAGUGUCUUCCUCAUGAUCCGUCUGUCCAUGAUUCACUUUUGUUGGCUCUAAUCAAAGGCAAAGGCAAUAGGUUGCCGGAGGCGAUUCAUGAGAUUUCUGCAGGAAGAAUGAAAGAGGUUGAGAACCCUAAAGUUGCUGGAACAAAGAGGCCUUUGAGGUGUAACGCUUCCAGCAAGGGCGAAAAGUUAGUGGAUAAAACAAUGAGCUCUCGCUUGCUAGAUUUGGAGAAGGAAAAAUUACAUAUACAGAAGAAGAUAUUAGAAGUGGAGAAAUUAAUACUCAUUGAAAGCCAAAAAAAGGACUUAGAAUUGGAAAAAAUGAGGAUGGAAAACAAGAUGAUCAAGCUUGAGAAUCAACGUAUAGCCUUUGAAAUAAGACAGCAAAUGAUCAAGAGGAACAUUUCAUGCUGUAAAAGAGAUGAGUGA
Oldenlandia corymbosa var. corymbosa is the source of this 903-nucleotide messenger RNA. Lineage: Eukaryota; Viridiplantae; Streptophyta; Magnoliopsida; Gentianales; Rubiaceae. The record is from the annotation of a GenBank genome assembly.